UCCCGACAAAUGGAUGUGACAGGCGGCCGUCGGAGCCCCGGAGAGCGAGGAUGACUAAAUCCGCUCCUCGACCCCAGAAACCAUCAUUUUUCAAACCCUAUUUCCUGAGAGGAUAUCGAUAAAGUGCGAGCUUUUAACGCGAGGAGCGCAUUCAACAGUGCGCGCUGCGGAGCUCAAGUAGCGGAGCUGCUGAAAGCUGCGCUGCUAAACAAGGUGGAGGAGUGAGUCAGUGCAUCGAGUGAAGAGGACAACACGUCUCUUCAAUAUAUUAAUAACACUUAUAGGGUUUUAUCAGUGGGGACUGUGGGGGACAUUUGAGUUUUUGGGGAGUUUAAAAGAAGAAAAUGUGAUUUUUACGCACAGAUCAAACGGAUGACGCGCAAUUCCAGCCAUGAACGCGCAUCGUGAGGCGCACGACUGAUAUCUAGAUUUCAAAGGAAGUUUUUAUCACUGUGCGUGUGUCUGCUGUCGACUCAACUUUUACGUCCUCGCUUUGGUGAAGCCAGAUGAGAAGGCAGAGAAGCGGAAGGCGGUUGACUUAACAUGGCUGAGCCACUGGGGCAUCAGGGGGCGCUGGCCGGAGCUCCCCAAAGCGCCUGAAUCCCAGUUGAGUUGAUUUUGUUUUUUUCUCUGUGGAGGUGGGGAGCUGGCAGAUGACCACAGGCCGAUAAUGUCGAAGAGGGAGAAAUUCAACCCGGACCCGUCCAUCCACAUAUCCAAGAUGAAUGUCAUCAUCCCGUUCUCACCAGAUGUGCCCUGUGACAGCAACGGCCAGCGGAUGUGGUGGGCUUUCCUCGCCUCCUCCAUGGUCACUUUCUUUGGGGGUCUCUUCAUAAUCCUCCUGUGGAGAACUCUCAAAUACCUGUGGACUGUGUGCUGCCACUGUAACGCCAAAAAGAAGGAGGUCCAUCGGAUCACCACAGGCGAUGGCAUCAAGCGCACCGAUAAGGACGACCCAGCGGCCAGCGAGGUGGGCUGGAUGACCUCGGUCAAAGACUGGGCUGGAGUCAUGAUAUCCGCUCAGACCCUGACAGGAAGAGUCCUGGUGAGUUCGCACUCAGUCAUCAUCCUCCUUUUCAUCUCUGAAUGACAUCCCGAGCUACUUUAGCCCACAUGUAGCAGACUGCUGGUUAAGACGUCAGCGAGAUUAAGCGUGACAGCCCAUCAUGAUCACCCCUCAGACUUCCUCAUGACAGCUAGGUACUCAGGUUGAACUCCCUCGUAGUAUAUUCAUCUGUGA
Messenger RNA from Epinephelus lanceolatus (giant grouper), 1240 nucleotides. NCBI's taxonomy places the organism in Eukaryota, Metazoa, Chordata, Actinopteri, Perciformes, Serranidae. The record is from RefSeq and is a predicted model, not a curated record.